This is a messenger RNA of Physcomitrium patens, 2289 nucleotides long. The record is from RefSeq and is a predicted model, not a curated record. NCBI's taxonomy places the organism in Eukaryota, Viridiplantae, Streptophyta, Bryopsida, Funariales, Funariaceae.
GUGGAGGUUUUGUUGUGCACGGUGUGGGAGGAAUGAGCCGCGGGAGCCAUUUGGAGAUCACCAUGUGGUCGAGCUGAAUUGGGCGCUGGAGGGAAGCCCUCCAGGAUGACUUUGGAAGAUAUAAUUGGGCGUUCCAGAUGAGCCACCGAAGAACACAGGGAGAAUGAAUCGCAACUGUUAUCCACAGAAUAAUUUGAGUCGAGUUCUGAGGGCUUGAGUCGUAGACUUGUAGGAAGACUUGGGAUCUGAUUGGAGUCAUGAUGAAGCUCCAGAGCUUUUUAUCUCCCUCUCACUCUGUUUUGUCCUAUUCCUUAUCCUCCGGCUCCUAGGGAGAAGCUACAUUGCCGGCCUGCCCCUGUCAUGGAUAGGAAACCGGUACUACUGUUUCCCAUCUUUUCCAUUCUUUAAUCAUUCAUUUGCUCUGCUUUUGGAUCGCUCUGGUCCUACGAUCCUAUCUCUGCAUGGAGCUGCAGCCUGCUGCCGAUGAUGGAGGUGAUCCCGCCGCUUCCUUUUCCAACAAAGCUUGUGGUGAUGGACAGCUGCAGAGCCCAGAUAACUCUACGAUAGCGAACGAGGCGAAGGGAGGCUGAUGCUUCUGUGGACCUUCUAGUCUCGGCCCCCUUCUCCCGCGUCGUCACCAGCCGCCUAAAUGAGCCUCAUUUUCCUCAUCCUGGCCGCUGCUACAGAGCACGAUGCCGGAACACGGAAAAUAACGCUACAUGACAGGAUUGCAGGCUGUCGCACGGUGUUCGUUUCUUGCUAAAUUUAGAUCCAGCAACCUCCAUUGUUGAGCCGUCAUCUAGCUCGCGCUUCUGUUCACGGCAUGGGACACUUCAACUCGCUGCAGGACCUAUUCUCGCAGUUAUCGCUUUCUAUUACUUCCCGCAUCAUGGGGCAAGGGAAAAUACCAGUGUCGCAUUCUAUCCCUGACGGCAGACCAGCAUGUGUGGCCACUCCUUCACCAUGGCAUUUUGUUUAUUACAACCUGGAAUUCUCAUUCUCCAGGAGCAGAUUCGGACGGACUCGAUUCAGUGCCAAAUACCACAUCUACUGGGUCCCUAUCCUCAGCAGAAGAAGACGAAGAAGAAGCAGCAGCAGCACAUUCAUACAGAGAAGCACACUUUUGAAUGCAAGUCAAAGGAUCGUUUCAUUCUGGUUCGGAUUCUAGCAUAUCACGGAUGGGUCAUCUUCGAAAGGGUCCCCAAGUGUUUGAUGACGAAGGUUCACAGAUUUCCAAAUUUGAAGAUCCAUUCUCUAGAACUCUCUCAAGAGCAGACACAGCAUUCAUGUCUCCAGUAAUGCAAAGCCCAAGUUCCAGCUUCUGAGUUUACAAAGCUCAGCCACAAAGCUACACGCACCCUCCCACGAAGUAAACCGUUGAAGGCAAGCUAGAUAGCCAUCUAUAUGGCGCCAAUCAUAAUGUGGGAAAAUAGAAUUAUGGCCCACUGAAUGAUUAAUCCAAACUUGUAUUUCCAAAAUCAAAAAAAUCCACCUGGACUUAUGAAGUGGAUUGAAUGGGGGCACAGAACACUUGGCAAUCAAACUUGUGAGAACUCUAAAGAUAAUGACAACUUGCUGCCCCUAUGGCCCCCACUCUGUGUUACCCACCAGCCACAGCAUGACUUGGACACUCUGCUGUGGGAGCUUCAAUAGGCUUUUGCCAAACAACCCUUUAAGGGGGUCAUAACACUAACAACAACAACACCAAUGAUGAAGACAAAAGAAGAAGCAUUGUUGCACACUGAGGCAGGCAAACGGUGGAGAUGGUGAUGCGCUUCAACAUGUGGAGCUUCUUCCAUAUAAGGUGGAGCUCUUUGACUCCACCUCUCACACUCUGAAAACCAGCACUAAAGUGUUCAAACCCAGCAGCCCCCUUUGGGCAAAUCAAGUGGUUAGGAGGUUUGGGACCACUAGUUUGCAACCAACGUGAGGUCAAGUUUAUGAUAAUUGAGCCUCUCUCUCUCUCUGUGUUUCAUUUGUUUUUUAAGUAUUAAAUCUGCCACUUUUAGGUCACUGUUUUGGAGUUAUGGAGGAAGAAAUGAGCCUAUCUACAGACAUACCUGAAUUGUUGAUCACACUGGUCAAUAUUGGGAAUGAGGAUAUGAAUAUACAUGUUUUAAAAAUAAAAAUAAAACACGUAUGAGGGAAUAGGCAAAAGGCUACAAGUAGGGAAAAUGUGGGUGAUGGUAAUACACUAGCCUUUGUGCUGUAAAGCAUGGUAUUGGUGGAGGUGGAGUAGAGGAAAAGAAAAGGGCAAGGCAAAUGAGGCAACCCACCCAACUAGUAAUG